CGACCGAUACAAGGCUCUUACCGAAGACGAGCCGGCACAGUCACCAGCUGGCGCCGCUCUACGUGGGACGGGGGCCACUGUCCGCGACUGCGCCAACUUGCCGUCCGAAUACCGUGCAGCCGUGCGUGUCGAAGAAGGAGCUUCCGCGAGGGCGACAGCAAGGCUCCGAUACUCGACGAAGAGCAGAACUGCCACUUCUCGUGGUCGUCGUCCUCUCCUUCGCUGUCUCCAGAACCCCGCAGUGCCAGCCGAGAACCGUCUUCCGACAUCGAGCCUUCGCCAUCUUGCACGCCUAAAGGUAACCUUGUCUUUGUUGAUUCGAGCCCCGAAAGCGAAGAAAAUAGCGAGAAGAGAGUUAUCGUGCCCCCUGCGGACGUUGUUCUGGCCUGUUCUCCAAGCUCGAACCUAACUAGCGAUUUCGAAAGCGACCCGAAGUGGACUGGCAGCCCUCCACAGAGAGCCGCUGGCUGUCUCAACGUAACGGCGAGUAGCGGGCCUGUAUGCCACAUUUACCACGAGGGAGACCAACAGAACUCGCUCGUGUCGCUGUGCAGGUGCUCGGGCACUAUGGGUCUCCUGCACGUCACCUGCCUAGAGCGCUGGCUGAACGCCCGCAACGUAGAUUGCUGCGAAAUUUGCCACCAGCGCUUUCCUACCGCGGGGGAGGCCACUUGCGUGCGCCAGUUCUUCUACUGGGCGCUGCACGGCGAUUCGCGGCGGGCGGUGCUGGGAGACUUGUUUUGCUUCGCGCUCCUGACGCCGGUGGCCGCGCUGAGCUGUUUCACGUGCACCCACAGCACCGCGAAGCAAGCGCUCGAAGGCCGUAUCAUUGAGGCGGCCGGCCUGGUCACUCUCGCCUGCCUCUUGGUCACGGCCUACGUGGCCUGGUCGUUUCUUACGGUUCGCUUCCACUGCCGAGCUUUCGCGGCUGGCAGGCAAGGAAUCCGAUGCGCAGGAUCCUGGCACCACCUUUAGCCAGGGGAGCAGCUGCAGGCGGACAUGACAGGACUACCGCCGGUCAAUCGGCGGUCGCGCGAGAGCUGGUGGAUGUCGUCGGUGGAAGCGUCAACGAGACCGGGCGCACGUCAGCGGCAUGGGGUCAAGGCGGCGGCACGCGAGUGGCUUUGGAACAUUCGCCGAUCGUUUCUCCAGAAGACCUGCCUUCUGCGCAGCAGCAGCGAACCUACGCGCUUGGCCCAUCCGCAGGCUUCGCGUUUUGGUAGAUGUUUGUUGUUUCGAUAAACACUUUUAUUCGUUUUAUGGUCUAAGCAAAGUGAUGCGUUAAGCAUUCCUUGUAAUUUUAACUCUUUUUUUUUUUUUUUUAACUUCGCCUGUUUUACCUUUUUACUUUUUACUCAAUACUUUUUUUGCAAAUAAAGAUAGCUUUGAUAUUAAAACGACCAGCCUUGAUAUCAACUCGUUUUUCCAAUGCCUUUUUGAUUGUUUUAAAUGAUUUCCAGUCUACCGCAUUAGCGCUUGCUGUGGUCGCGUAGUUUGACAAUGCGCUAGUAAAACUUAGGGCGCAGGAUAGAAUCUCGGCCGCGGUGGCCGCAUUUUGAAUUGGAAGAACUGAAAAAAAAAAACGUCCGUGUACCGCCAACUGUUUCCCGUUAAAGAACCUAAGGUGGUCAAAAUGAAUCUGGACUCCCCCACUGGCGUGUCUUGUAAUAUUGUGGUUUUGGCACGUGAACUCCAAAAUUUACUUUACAGCAUUUAGAGCUUUACAUGUCUCAAACCUUAUUUGCAACAUUUCGGAGUAUCCGCGGUGUUCUAGGAUUUCGCUAGUGCGUACCAAAGUAGGAAGUUUUCAUAAAAUUUUCGCAUGACAAUGCGGACGCAAUUCUCGCCGUGCUAGUACCACAACGAAUGCGGCCACGUUGACGUCGGUGCGCCGUAUCUCGCCUACUUUGGAUUGCUUUCUGG
This is a messenger RNA of Dermacentor andersoni, 1923 nucleotides long. Lineage: Eukaryota; Metazoa; Arthropoda; Arachnida; Ixodida; Ixodidae. The record is from RefSeq and is a predicted model, not a curated record.